UAAGAAGAAAAGACGUUGCGUUAAGUUCAUUCCGUCCCUGUUCGUUAUUAAUUGUACAUUUGUAUUUCGUAUGACACACUCAGCGACUAAUCUUACUCUAAUCAUCUUUUGCGGAUAAACUCGUCUCUGUGCAGGUUGAAGCCUCUCCUGCAAAUUUAUGAACACUGCUAGCCUAGCGACGAAGUUAGCAACACACACGCCAACUGAGAUCAAGUAUCCGUGUGAAGUGCUGCGAUAGUGUGAACAAUGUGUGAAAGAACUACAGUCGAGCACGAUGGAGGAACUUUCUCGAACACAAGUCUACAACGACCGACAACGACUGGACGCUGUUUUCAAGCCUCAAGACAUCAGUGAAGAUCUUCAUCCUGAGCAGCAGGAGUGGAGCUCCAGAGUGGAGGAGGAGAAGCCAGAGCCCCCCCACAUUAAAGAGGAAGAGGAGCCAGAAGCCCUAAAUAUGAAAGAUGAAGAAGAGGAUCUCAGCAUUAGUCAGGAGGGUGAGGUCUCCAAGUUGCCAUUUACAGUUGUGCCUGUUAAGAGUGAAGAUGAUGAAGAAGAUGGUGCCGGAGACCGCUGUGUAGGCUCUCGAGCAGACAGCCUCUUAGCUCCAGUCUCAGAUAAUGACGACCCAAUGUCACACUCUCUUGACACUGAUGAUGAUCACUCAGAAGGUGAUAAGAGACGUCACAUUAACAACACACGCUUCAAAUGCUCAGAAUGUGACAAAACCUUUUAUGACAGUAGUAAUCUGAAAAGACACAUGAGACGUCACACAGACUACACAGGCUUGAAAUGCUCUCAGUGUGACAAAACGUUUUAUGACACGUCAACCUUGAAACGGCACAUGAGGGUCCACACUGGUGAGAAACCAUUCAGUUGUUCAUUUUGCGGCAAAAGAUUCUCUCUCAAGUCAAACUUUGUAACACACACAAGAACACACACUGGAGAGAAGCCAUAUUCCUGUUCAGUCUGCAACACAAAUUUUAGUGUUAGUUCAUUAUUGGUCCAACACAUGAGAACGCACACUGGGGAGAAACCCUUUUCAUGUUCAGUUUGUGGUAAGAGAUUCUCCCAAAAGGGAACUUUAAUAACUCAUUCAAGAACACACACUGGAGAGAAACCCUUCGCCUGCUCAGUUUGUGGCAGACAGUUCUCCCAAAAGGGACAUUUUGUUAGGCACACGAAAAAACAUACUGAAGAAAAAAUGUUUACUUGCUCAGUCUGCAACGCAAGUCUAAGUAGUCAUGCAGUGUUAAACAAACACAUGAGAACGCACUCUGAGAGACCCUACAGUUGCUCAUUUUGUGGUCAAACAUUCACUUUAAAGGUAAGUUUGAUAAGGCACACACGAACACACACAGGUGAAAAACCUUUUGCCUGCUCAGUGUGCAGUAAAGUAUUCUCUCAAAAUACAAAUUUGAUGAUACACACAAGAAUACACACUGGCGAAAAACCUUUCAUCUGCUCAGUCUGUAAGAUAGGUUUUCGGGAUCGUUCAAUAUUGGUUCAACACAUGAGAACGCACACCGGUGAGAAACCUUUUACCUGCUCAGUCUGCGGCCAGACGUUCUCUCAAAGGGCAAAUUUGACGAGACAUAAAAGAAGACACAGUGGAAAAACAAAAUUUGUCUGCUCAGUUUGCAACACAACUUGCAGUACGAGUUCAGGGUUGUGUGAACACAUGAGCGGACACACUGAAGAGAGUAUUUAAUGUUAAGUUUGUUUUAUCUUUGCACAGUAAAACAAAUGGACUUCAAUUAAACAACAAUUGAAAGCAUGAUUUCUAUUUGCAAUAUACACAGUGUGUGAUCUGCUCUGAUUUGAUUUGCUGUGAUCUAUUAACCGGAGUUAUAAUUCCCAAAAGAACAUUCUUUCUGAAUAGUCUCAGAAUUUUUCACUGCAUAUUUUAUUUAAAUAAAUAAC
Molecule: messenger RNA, 1920 nt
Organism: Phycodurus eques (leafy seadragon)
Lineage: Eukaryota; Metazoa; Chordata; Actinopteri; Syngnathiformes; Syngnathidae
Product: gastrula zinc finger protein XlCGF57.1-like
Exons: 2
Coding region: 275-1708 (477 amino acids)
Biological process (GO): regulation of transcription by RNA polymerase II
Molecular function (GO): RNA polymerase II cis-regulatory region sequence-specific DNA binding; DNA-binding transcription factor activity
Source: RefSeq, a predicted model, not a curated record